This is a messenger RNA of Solanum verrucosum, 4674 nucleotides long. RefSeq lists its product as uncharacterized. The record is from RefSeq and is a predicted model, not a curated record. NCBI's taxonomy places the organism in Eukaryota, Viridiplantae, Streptophyta, Magnoliopsida, Solanales, Solanaceae. Bases 1 to 4674 code for a protein of 1557 amino acids. Gene Ontology annotation, biological process: DNA integration. Gene Ontology annotation, molecular function: zinc ion binding; nucleic acid binding. The transcript has 14 exons.
AUGAGGCACUCAGCUGAUUCAAUGGCAUGGAAGCCAUUCGAUGAACAUCACCCUUCAUUUGCAACCGAACCCCAUAAUGUUCGACUUGGAUUUACUAGUGAUGGAUUUCAGCCAUUUCGCAAUUCAAAAAGCUCACAUAGCAUUUGGCCCGUGGUUCUUAUUCCUUAUUACUUACCACCUUGGUUGUGUAUGAAACAAGAAAAUUUUAUCUUGUCAAUGCUUAUUCCUGGUCCAAAUGGUCCUGGAGAUGCAAUUGAUACAUAUCUUCAACCUCUGAUAGAGGAACUAAAGGAGUUGUGGGAAGUUGGUAUUGAGACCUUUGAUGCAUCAACUAAACAAAAUUUUAAGUUGAAUGCUUCUUUGUUGUGGACUAUCAAUGAUUUUCCAGCAUAUGAAAAUUUAUCAAGAUGGAGUACAAAAGGAAAAUUGGCAUGUCCAUCUUGUGAACUUGAAAUUGCUGGACCUAUUCAUUAUCGGUGGAUGUAUCCUAUUGAGCGAUGGUUAUAUUUUUUGAAAUCUCUCAUUGGUAAUAGGGCAUGUCCAGAAGGUUCUAUUGCAGAGGGCUACAUUGCAAAUGAAUGCAUGACCUUAUGUUCAAGGUUCGAUAUGAAAACUAAAAAUGAGUAUGGAUCAAUUAUGAAGAGUACUAUUAGAUACUCAUUUGUUGCGCCUGGGGCAAUUGGAAGAGGAAGAGGACGAGGGCUUAAAUCUUUGACAUCAAAAGGAAAAUUUUCAACUAAGAGUUCAUUAUUUCAAUCUAGUGAUCUGGUUAAGAAAUACAUCCAAGAAGUUGAAACAAGUGCUAUUGAGAAGGGACGACAACAACAACUUACCAACGUCCCAAUGUCUUCUAGUCAUGAAAAGAGAGCAAUAAAUGAGAAGUCCAAUAUGUUUCUUGAGAAAGAGUAUAUGCAAGUUAAUACUUCAUUUCAUCCAACUACCAAGCAAGCUAAGCAAUACAUCAAUGAUGUUGAAACAAGAUCAUCUAAUCCUAGAAAGGUAAAAAGAGUUCGAGGGAGAAACAAGUGUAAAGAAGUUGCAUCACUUGAAGCUGGAAAGAGGUUGAAAGCAACAUUUUACAAUAAUCGAACGGAUAAAUUUGAGAGUGUUGACUUGAAUGAUCAUCGAGACCAUAUAUUUGGAUGGAUGAAUGAGUUAUGGAACAAAUGGAGAGGAUACUUGCAUGCUACUUAUGUGAAAAAUAAGCCAAUCGUUCAGGCUCUGAAGAAUAUUCCAAAGGGAGUCGAAAAGAAGGAAUGGGAGUGGUUAGUUAAGGAAUAUUUUUUUUCCGAAAGUUUUCAGGGCGGAAAAGAUGGCAAUCUGCCAAAUUUGGCAACUAUUUUCUUCGAGACUCGUAAGAAAGAUAACAUGCUUGUUGAACCAGAAGUUAUUGAAAAACAUGUGCGUUUGGAGGGUAAGAAAGUUAAACUUGCUAUUGUUGAGUUUUCUGAUUAUGCUGCUUCUUGGUGGAAAAAGCUUGCUAGGGACAGAUUGCAAGAGGAGCUACCACCUAUUGCUACGUGGGCAGAGAUGAAGAGGGUAAUGAGGAAGCGAUUUAUUCCAUCAUACUUCCAAAGAGAUCUACAAUCUCGCCUUCAACGCUUGAAGCAAGGCUCCAUGUCGGUGGAUGAGUACUUCAAAAGCAUGGAUAUGGCUAUGAUCCAAGCUAACUGCAUGGAGGAAGAAGAGGCUACAAUAGCUAGAUUUUUAAAUGGUUUAAAUACAGAAAUAGCUAAUGUAGUAGAGAUACAACAAUAUGUAACUUUAGAUGAGUUAGUUGAUUUGUCUGUAAAAGUUGAAAAACAAAUUGAGAAAAAGCAGCAAAAUAACUCAUGGAGAAGUCGACCAAACACUAUCUCUAAGAAGCCAUGGUCAACUCAAGAGGGGAAAGCUCCUUCCAAACCUCAAGAUGAUAGAGGUAAAGGUAAGGUUGAGGAGGGAGGUAAAACCUUUAAUCCUAAAUCUUCUAAACCUUCAAGUUCUAUUCAAUGUCACAAAUGUCAUGGAAGGGGGCAUAUGAUGCAUGAAUGUCCAAGUAGAAGAAACAUCCUACUUAGAGAGAAUGGAGAAUAUGAGAGUGAAAAAAGUGAGGGGGAAGAAGAAGAGGGAGAAGGUGUAAGUGAGGAAGAUGAUUUGGAACUGCCUAAUGAUGGUAUAAUUGGGGUGGUUAGGAGAAUUAUGACUAUCAAUUUGGGUAGUGUUGAUGAAGGGCAGAGAGAGAAUUUGUUUCAUACUAGGUGUGGGAUAAAAGGGAAGACUUAUUCUAUGAUUAUUGAUGGGGGAAGUUGUGCAAAUGUGGUGAGUUCAUACUUGGUGGAUAAACUAGGAAUUGCAUGCAUGAAGCGCUCUACCCCAUAUAGGCUCCAAUGGUUGAAUGAUUGUGGAGAAGUAAAAGUAAACAAACAAUGCAUGAUUUCAUUCAAUGUUGGUAGGUAUGAAGAUGAGAUUCUUUGUGAUGUAGUUCCAAUGCAAGCAUGUCAUGUUUUACUUGGCCGACCUUGGCAGUAUGAUAGGCAGAAUUUUGAAGAUGUUUUUCCUGAUGACACUCCAAAGGGAUUGCCACCUUUGAGAGGGAUUGAGCACCAAAUAGACUUUGUGCCUGGGUCUCAACUUCCUAAUAGGCCUGCCUAUAGGAGCAAUCCUGAAGAGACCAAAGAAUUACAACGGCAAGUUGAAGAAUUGCUUGUAAAGGGAUUUGUUCGAGAGAGUAUGAGCCCAUGCUCUGUUCCAGUCCUAUUGGUCCCCAAAAAGGAUGGAACAUGGAGGAUGUGGUUUGUGGUCAGUUCUAAGGGAGUUGAAGUAGAUGAUGAGAAAAUCAAGGCAAUAAAAGAAUGGCCUAAACCUAAUAGUGUAACUGAAGUUAGGAGUUUUCAUGGACUUGCUAGUUUUUAUAGGAGGUUUGUGCGAGACUUUAGCACCAUUGCUGCUCCUUUAACUGAAGUUAUAAAAAAAGAUAAGGUUUUUACAUGGGGAAAGGAACAAGAUGAUGCAUUUAACUUGCUGAAGGAUAAAUUGUGUUCUGCGCCUCUUUUGCAAUUGCCUGAUUUUUCUAAGUCUUUUGAAGUUGAGUGUGAUGCCUCUGGUAAGGGCAUAGGUGCAGUUUUGAUGCAAGACUCCAAGCCAAUUGCCUACUUUAGUGAAAAGCUAAGUGGAGCAACAUUGAACUACUCAACUUAUGAUAAAGAGCUAUAUGCCUUGGUGAGGGCGUUAGCUACAUGGCAGCACUACUUGUGGCCUCGAGAAUUUGUGGUCAAGACUGAUCAUGAGUCAUUAAAAUACUUGAAGAGCCAAGGUAAACUUAGUCGUAGGCAUGCUAAAUGGGUAGAGUUUAUUGAAACUUUUCCUUAUGUAAUUGCUUACAAACAAGGAAAGGAGAAUGUGGUUGCUGAUGCACUCUCAAGAAGGUAUAAAUUUAAUCUUCAAGAUGAAUUUCUAUUCAAGGAAAAUAAAUUAUGUGUUCCUAACUGCUCGUUGCGUGAACUAUUUGUUAGGGAAGCACAUUGUGGAGGGCUAAUGGGACAUUUUGGUGUACCCAAAACACUGGAAAUACUUUCUGAACAUUUUUAUUGGCCUAGCAUGAGAAAGGAUGUUGAAAAAGUGUGUUCUUAUUGUCUUGAAUGUAAACAGGCUAAGUCUAGAACAUUGUCGCAUGGUCUUUAUACUCCUUUACCUGUUUCUAAUUCCCCUUGGAUUGAUAUUUCUAUGGAUUUCAUAUUGGGGCUGCCAAGGACUAAGUAUGGUAAGGAUAGUAUAUUUGUGGUAGUAGAUAGAUUUUCUAAAAUGGCUCGUUUUAUCCCAUGUAAAAAGACUAAUGAUGCAUCUCAUGUGGCUGACUUGUUUGUAAAGGAAGUGGUUAAAUUGCAUGGAAUACCUAGAACUAUUGUUAGCGAUAGGGAUGCCAAGUUCUUAAGUCACUUUUGGAGAAUUCUUUGGGGAAAGUUGGGAACUAAAUUGCUAUUUUCUACAUCUUGUCACCCACAAACGGACGGGCAAACGGAAGUGGUUAAUAGAACUUUAGGGAACAUGUUGAGGGCUAUUUUGAAAGGAAAGUUGACUUCUUGGGAAGAUUACUUACCUAUUGUAGAAUUUGCUUAUAAUAGGACCUUCCAUUCUUCUACUGGUAAGACUCCUUUUGAAGUUGUAUAUGGAUUCAACCCCCUUACCCCCCUUGAUUUAUUGCCUUUGCCCUUGGUUUGGGUGCAUAUGCGAAAGGAAAGAUUUCCUUCCAAAAGAAAGACCAAACUAGAUCCUAGAGGAAGUGGGCCAUACAAAGUCCUUGAAAGGAUUGGAGACAAUGCUUAUAAACUUCCACAGGUACUCCAGCUAGUAGACCUCCCCAGUAGGAGCACAGGACACUCAGCUGCUAAUGGUAUCAUGUCUAAUAGUCCAAUUGGGAAGAGCUCGGAGAACAUCAUGGAGGUUCUCGCCAACAUCUCUAAGCAAGUAGCGGAAAUGAAUGGAAGGAUGGGAGGUAUGGAGGAAAGGUUGGUACGGGUGGAAAAUGAGAAUAGAAGGAAAGCAAUUCAACCCGAAUAUGAGGAGAUAAGGAGGGCAUCGGUGCAUUCCACCACCCUUGCUCUGGGACAAGCUCAUAAUCUAUGUUCUCCUCCACAAAGCCGAACCCGAAACUACCACGCCCCACUUUCCAAACUCCCAACCCUCCAAACCACCUAA